CUUACUUUCACUUCACUCUGUCAGUUCACACUUCGGUGAUUUUCCAAUGCUCUGAGAUGGCAGUGUGUUUUUUCUCGUCGUUGCUCACCGCACUGUGUGUGGGAUUGUAUGGAACAUAUACUACAGCAGAAGUAUGUAGAGAUCCUGUCGUCACUCCGGCGUCUCUGCUGGUGGAGUAUGGACACCCUGCUGAAGUGAACUGCUCCAUACUGAGUAAACCUGUGACGGGAUACAAGCUGGGCUGGGAGUCUAAAUCAUCACAACCGGAUACAGAAAGUGAAAAAAGUUUGACGUGGAGGGUGGACAGUCUGACAAAUUGGGAGGAACCUGUCGGUCUCAGGUGUUACUUCACCACAGGAACUGGUCAGUGUGAGAGGAAUGUAAAUCUCACCAUUUACAAGAGACCAGACAAUGUGACGCUGAGCUCUGUGUCUGAUGAGUGGAUAGCGGGACAUCAGACAGAGCUGAUGUGCGAGAUUGAAAACGUCGGUCCUGGACAUAAACUCAGUGUACACUGGUACAGAGCCGAUUUAAAGCAAAACAACACUUUCACACUAUUCAAAGAAACAUCACUUUCAGACUUGGUAAAUGAGAUGAAGAACGUAAAUGCGACAGUGAAACUGAACAUUACUGCCAGACGUGAGGAUGAAGGAGUGCAGUACAAGUGUGCAGCUGUGCUGAAUCUGGACAUAGAUAACCCCAUGUCCAAGUCACAGCCAAUCACCAUCACUGUACACUAUAAACCGAUUAUUACAGGCCCUUUAUUUACUAAUGUAUCACGAGCUGAAGGUGAAAGCCUGAUGAUGGAGUGCUCAGCAGAUGGAAAACCCAGCCCUCAUUACAACUGGACUUUACCUAAUAACACUUUUAUCUCAGGUUCCUCCAUCCGUAUCAGUAACAUCCGUAUAAAUGACCAGGGUCAGUACACCUGCACCGCUUACAACUCUGUGGGCCACGUAACCAAGACGGUGACUGUAAGAGUUACAGAAGUAUGUAGAGAUCCUGUCGUCACUCCGGCGUCUCUGCUGGUGGAGUAUGGACACCCUGCUGAAGUGAACUGCUCCAUACCGAGUAAACCUGUGACGGGAUACUGGCUGGGCUGGGAGUCUAAAUCAUCACACCUGAGGACAGACACUGAAACAAGUCUGAUGUGGAAGGUGGACAGUCUGAGGAAUUGGGAUGAAGCUGACAAUCUCACGUGUUACAUCACAAUGGAAAAUGAUCAGUGUAGGAGUCGUGUAAAUCUCACCAUUUACAAGAGACCAGACAGUGUUACACUGAGCCCCGCCGUGUGGAUAGCGGGACAUCAGACAGAGCUGAAGUGUCAGAUUAAAAACUUUGGUCCUGGACAUAAACUCAGUGUACACUGGAGCAGAUCUGAUUCGAAGCAAAACAAGGCUUUCACACUAUUUAGUAAAACAUCACUUUCAGACUUGCUAAAUGAGAUAAAGAACGUUAGCGUGACAGUGAAACUGAAUGUUACAGCCAGACGUGAGGAUGAAGGAGUGCAGUACAAGUGUGCAGCUGUGCUGAAUCUGGACACAGGUCCGGUUGUGUCUGAAUCACAGCCAAUCACCAUCACUGUACACUAUAAACCAAUUAUUACAGGCCCUUUAUUUACUAAUGUAUCACGAGCUGAAGGUGAAAGCCUGAUGAUGGAGUGCUCAGCAGAUGGAAAACCCAGCCCUCAUUACAACUGGACUUUACCUAAUAACACAUUCAUCUCAGGUUCCUCCAUCCGUAUCAGUAACAUCCGUAUAAAAGACCAGGGUCAGUACACCUGCACCGCUUACAACUCUGUGGGCCACGUAACCAAGACGGUGACUGUCAGAGUUACAGAAGUAUGUAAAGAUCCUGUCGUCACUCCGGCGUCUCUGCUGGUGGAGUAUGGACACCCUGCUGAAGUGAACUGCUCCAUACUGAGUAAACCUGUGACGGGAUACUGGCUGGGCUGGGAGUCUAAAUCAUCACACCCGAGGACAGACACUGAGACAAGUUUGAUGUGGAAGGUGGACAGUCUGACGAAUUGGGAUGGAGCUGACAAUCUCACAUGUUACAUCACAAUGGAAAAUGAUCAGUGUAGGAGUCGUGUAAAUCUCACCAUUUACAAGAGACCAGACAGUAUUACGCUGACCUCAGCUGUGUGGAGAGAGGGACAUCAAACAGAGCUGAUGUGUGAGAUUGAAAACGUCGGUCCUGGACAUAAACUCAGUGUACGCUGGAGCAGAGCCGAUUCAAAGCAAAACGCUUUUGCAAUUUUUAGUGAAACAUUAAUUUCAGACUUGGUAAAUGAGAUGAAGAACGUGAGCGUGACAGUGAAACUGAACGUUACGGCCAGACGUGAGGAUGAAGGAGUGCAGUACAAGUGUGCAGCUGUGCUGAAUCUGGACACAGGUCCAGUUGUGUCUGAAUCACAGCCAAUCACCAUCACUGUACACUAUAAACCGAUUAUUAUAGGGUCUUUAUUUACUAACAUAUCACGAGCUGAAGGUGAAAGCCUGAUGAUGAAGUGCUUAGCAGAAGGAAACCCCAGCCCUCAUUACAACUGGACUUUACCUAAUAACACCUUCAUCUCAGGUUCCUCCAUCCGUAUCAGUAGCAUUCGUAAAAAAGACCAGGGUCAGUACACCUGCACCGCUCACAACUCCAUGGGCCACGUAACCAAGACAGAGAUUGUCAGAGUUACAGCUGGGCAACCUCCACUCAGUUCUGUCUGGGUAAUGGUUGGUUUGCUAGCGGUUGUUACUACAGUGUUGUGAUCAUCUUUGAGUGCUGGAUGUCUUUCCAACCCAAGAUAACACAACAUUCUACAUCCUGAAGCACCUGCAAUCCCAUAAAAACAACAGCUAUGUGGACCACAAUACUGCAGUCCAAAGACAAAAGUGUAUAGUGAUACUAAAAUCUGUGUAGCUAACCAUGACUCCAAUUGGUCUAAUGCCAACCA
Clarias gariepinus (North African catfish) is the source of this 2944-nucleotide messenger RNA. Its product is annotated as vascular cell adhesion protein 1-like. The coding region runs from base 57 to 2759 and encodes 900 amino acids. The transcript is spliced from 11 exons. Lineage: Eukaryota; Metazoa; Chordata; Actinopteri; Siluriformes; Clariidae. Gene Ontology annotation, molecular function: integrin binding. The record is from RefSeq and is a predicted model, not a curated record. Gene Ontology annotation, biological process: cell adhesion.